This is a messenger RNA of Oxyura jamaicensis (ruddy duck), 1623 nucleotides long. RefSeq names its product zinc finger protein 692-like. The transcript is spliced from 11 exons. NCBI's taxonomy places the organism in Eukaryota, Metazoa, Chordata, Aves, Anseriformes, Anatidae. Gene Ontology annotation, biological process: regulation of transcription by RNA polymerase II. The record is from RefSeq and is a predicted model, not a curated record. Gene Ontology annotation, cellular component: nucleus. The coding region runs from base 1 to 1623 and encodes 540 amino acids.
AUGGAGGAUGAAGCCAUCCAGGCAGCAAACAGUGAAAUGGGUAACCUUAGGAGCCGGAGAGCCUUUGGGGCCGGGCAACCUUUGGGGCCGGGCAACCUUUGGGGCCGGGCAACCUUUGGGGCCGGGCAACCUUUGGGGCUGGAGAACCUUCAGGUCCAUCACGCUGCCUCCUCCUUUCGCAGGUACAGCUCCCAGGGUUGUGUUUUGAGCCCAGGACCAAGCACCCCGGAACCCAGCCUUCUCCACGCCGAUGCCUUGCAGCGCCUGGUGGCCCUGUCCCACGGCCACGGCCAGGAGUGCGGCUUCGUCCCCGACGUGAAGCCCCCAGCCUCGGGCAGCCCAGCCCAGCUGGUGUGGGAGUGCGUGGCCGGACACAGCUUCUCCUGGGGCGUCCCCACCGUGGCCGAUGGCCAGCAGCCGUGGGGUGUCACCGAGGAGGAUUCGGGGCACAGCUCCCCACCGGUCCCUGGGCGCCGGCGGUCGUUGCGGCGGGCAGGGCUCGCUGCCGAGACCAAGGUGGACGAAUCCAGCCCCAAGAAGGACGGUGCCGAACCAGAGGUGGCAGCUUGGUCACCCGCUGGUGAUGGAAACCAGAGGGAAGAGGCGGGUGAAAGUAGUGUCGCAGCUCCCCGAGGGCAGACGGAGACGGUAACCACAGGACUGGAUCAUGAGAGCACACCCGUGUUGGAGGAGAAACCGGAGCAGGGCAGCGCGUCUCAGGAGGAAGAGGAGGAAGAGGAAGACGAGGACUUGGCCGAGGAAGAUGACCUCGCCUACGCAGAUGACCUGCGUGAUGAGAACUACCACCCGUCUCUGGACAGCGAUUCGGAGCUGCAGAGACGCCAAAGCCAGCCAAAAUCCCACAAGAAACCCGUGAAAGAGGAGCAGAGCCUGAGCGAGCCGAGCCCGACCGACUCCAGCCCAGCAGAGGAGAGGGGUGGGCGAGUCAGCUGCAAGCGGCGAACGCGGUCGUGCGACGAGGACGUGGCCCAGAUCGGCCCCAAGAGGAUCAGGAAGGCAGCGAAACGCGAAAUCCUCCUGUGUGACUUCGAAGGCUGUGGCAAAAUCUUCUCCAACCGCCAGUACCUGAACCACCACAAGAAGUACCAGCACGUUCACCAGAAGACCUUCACCUGCUCGGAGCCCAGCUGCGGCAAGUCCUUCAACUUCAAGAAGCACCUCAAGGAGCACGAGAAGCUGCACAGCGACAAGCGGGACUACAUCUGCGAGUUCUGCGCCCGCUCCUUCCGCACCAGCAGCAACCUGAUCAUCCACAGGCGCAUCCACACGGGGGAGAAACCCCUCCAGUGCGAGAUCUGCGGCUUCACCUGCCGCCAGAAAGCCUCCCUCAACUGGCACAUGAAGAAGCACGACGCCGACUCCUUCUACCAGUUCUCCUGCGACAUCUGCGGCAAGAAAUUCGAGAAGAGGGACAACGUCACCGCCCACAAGAGCAAAAGCCACCCCGAAGCCCCCAGCGGACCCCCCCAAGCCGUGCCCUCCUCACCUCCAAGCCUCCUGGGGACAGGGAUGGGGCACGCGGAGCUCCCAGGCGGGGACGGUGGAGGCGAAGCGGGGAAAAGCGAGGGGCACCCGCCUCCCAUCGCUGCCUUGGCUGAGUAA